Molecule: messenger RNA, 2161 nt
Organism: Daucus carota subsp. sativus
Lineage: Eukaryota; Viridiplantae; Streptophyta; Magnoliopsida; Apiales; Apiaceae
Product: F-box/kelch-repeat protein At3g17530-like
Exons: 2
Coding region: 703-1932 (409 amino acids)
Molecular function (GO): protein binding
Source: RefSeq, a predicted model, not a curated record
UAUGUAAAUGCAAUACACGGAACCCCACACUCCACAGACACUGCUUAUUCAUUUUGUUUCAUUUUACAGAUCUGUCUUCAACUUCAUGUCUCAACUCUUAAGACUCUCAACCUUCAAAUCAAAGCCAUCAGUUUCAAUCUCCUCCCCUCUCAGUCUCUCACUCCGGUUCAAAAUCACGCCGUCGACUCGACUGACUCUUGAUCGCGCCGUCGUUUCUUCUUUCAGCCUUCAAAUCAAAGCCAUCAGUUCCAAUCUUCUCCCCUCUCAGUCUCUCACUCCGGAUCGAAUCUUCACUCCCCAGUCUCCAGUCCAGUCCGAUUCGUAUGCGAUUUAGUUUUUCAGUUUCGAAAUUGGUAAUUUCGGGUCGUGUCGGGUGACCCGAAAUUAAAUCGUGUCGGGUUCGGGUAUGGCAUCUGUACCCAUUAAAUUUUCGGGUCGGGUUCGGGUUGGGUUGAAAAUACUGCCCGAGGAUGUUGACCCGACAAGAACCCGACCCACGACCCGCAAUCGCCAGCCCUAGUGAAAAGAGUAACAUUAAUAAAGUUUGACACCAAGAUGCAAAAACUGUAACUAUAUGUACCCAAACCUCAAGGUUCAAAAUUUAACAAAUUUAAAGCAGCUGUGUGUGCCUGUGCUUAUCAAAAUAAGCAUAUCUCUCUCUCUCUCUCUCUGCCUCUCUCUCCCUCCCUGGUUUUUAGAAAAAUGGCUUGGAACAGUACGACAUCGUUUGAUGAUCUCUCUCAGGAAACUGCCACUAACAUCCUCUCCAGGCUCCCAGUAAAAGCUCUAAUCAGGUCAACAACAGUGAACAAGAAAUGGUACUCUCUAAUAACAAACCCUCAUUUCAUUUCUGCUCAAAUCAAGCAUGCUAUUUCACAAUCUGAUGAUAAUGUUGUGUUAGUAAUCCCUCCUGUUAUCUCUCAAGAGAAGCAUUGUUCGUUAGUCUCCAUUGAAACUUCGAAAGUUCUCGAAAAAUAUGAGCUCCCCUUUACUACCAGGACUAAGAGCUUGAAACUCAUUGAUUCACUUGAUGGGCUUAUGUUGUUGACUGAUUUACAUGCCUUUUACGCUUCUCGGCAUUUGUAUCUGUGGAACCCUUGUGUUAAAACUCAUCGACCCCUUGUUUCGUCUUGUUUCAAGAAACUUUUUGAGGACCCCUAUAUUAGCUAUUUUAUAUCUGGGUUGGGUUUUAAUCAAGCUAGUAAUGAUUAUAGAGUGGUGAGGGUUGUUUAUGAUGUGAUAAACAAGAUGAAUCCCGCUAAGGCGGAGGUUUAUAGUCUGAGUAAACAGACGUGGAGGAAGAUUAAAGACCCUGUGGUUCCAAGAAUUGGUCAGAGUGAUGGAGUGUAUGUUGAUGGUAGAUUCUACUGGUUGGAAACGACACCACCUGACACUCGGGAAGAUGGUCGUAUUCAUAAAAUUAAAGACCUGUGGAUUUUGUCAUUUGACUUUGAAAAUGAGGUGUUUGGGGAACUCAAAGUGCCGAAAAUAGUUUCAAAGUGUAUAGGAACAACUGCCUUGUCUAAGCUUGUGCAGUUCGAGGGUUCACUCGCUCUCUGUGUUUUUGAUGCACAGAGCACUGACAGAGGGGUCACCUAUCCUCUCCGUAUAUGGUUGUUGAGGAAGGAAAAUGGUGUUGUCUCUUGGAUUUUGCGUUUCACAGCUGCAUUAAGAGAAGUUGGGUGGCCAAUCAAUAUUACAAACAAGGGGACAAUUCUAAUAGAGACGCGUCCCUCAACGAGCCGUAUUGAUGUUACAAGCAUAGUAUCAUGUAAUCUGAAGUCCAUGCAUUACAAAAAUCUUGGAUUUGGUAAGCCUAAGGGUGUAGAGGAUCCCAUGUUAAUUCCUGAGCCUUGUACUGUAGACACUUCCUUCACGGAGAGUUUGGUCAUGUACGAGGGAGGGAAGUCCAUUCUGAAGUUUUCAAAGUGAUGAAUCUUGUGUUGUGCAGGUACUUGCAUUGCAGAUGUUGCCGAUCUUGCUUUGGAAGCCGCGGCAAUUCUAUUACUAUUAGGUGCAGAAUAUAUAUGAACUUUUUUUGAAAGUGCUAUCUUUUGCUCUGAGGAAUUCAUCGAGUGACUUUUGAGCUCCACAUAAUGUAAACUCGAAGUAGUUAUGUCUGGCAGAUUAUCUGCAGUAUGUGUUCUUUGGAUGGUUGCAA